This is a messenger RNA of Aspergillus welwitschiae, 507 nucleotides long. RefSeq lists its product as uncharacterized. The coding region runs from base 1 to 507 and encodes 168 amino acids. The transcript has 3 exons. Lineage: Eukaryota; Fungi; Ascomycota; Eurotiomycetes; Eurotiales; Aspergillaceae. Gene Ontology annotation, cellular component: membrane. The record is from RefSeq and is a predicted model, not a curated record.
AUGUUCUCCAGUACUGUGGCCCGUCCACUACAGCUGGUGACUCGGUUCAUGCAGUGGGCCAGUGCAGUCAUCGUGAUGGGUAUCACCUCCUACUUCAUCCACAAGGGACCUCGCGGCCAGCACACCAUCUACUGGGAAGUCAUUUCGACCAUGUCUGUUGUCUUCUUCCUGCCCGCCUUUAUCUCGCCGUUCAUGCCCAAUGCCCUGAGCAAGUUUGUCUUGAUCAUCGAUGUCAUCUUCUCGUACCUUUGGCUCACGGCUUUCAUCUUUGCCGCGCAAGACUACAACUGGCACAACUGCGGCGCCAACUCUCCCCCCGGCCUGUCCUGCUCCAAGAAGAAGGCCAAUGAAGCCUUCAUCUUCCUGACCUUCAUCUUCACCUUCUUCGCCAUCUUCCUCGAAGUCGGUGCCCUCUGGGCCUACCGUCGCGAGAGCACCCCAGUCCGGGAGAAGAACACCGGUGGCGCCCACGGCGGUCCUGCUGACGCGCCUGUGGCCACAGCCUAG